CCCCAAGACGCUGCGAUGAAGACGCUGCUGCUGCUGCUGGCUGCCCUGGUUGCGGCCGCCGGGCCAGCCCAGGCUCUCCACUGCCAUGUCUGCUCCAGUACCACCAACUGUAAGAAGCCACAGAGCUGCCCAGCCAACUGGCGCUACUGCAGGACCACGAGCACGGUGGAACCCCUGUCAGGGAACCUGGUGGAGAAGGACUGCGCGGAGUCAUGUGUGCCCUCCUACAACCUGCCUGGCCAGAUCAGCAGAGGCAUAACCACCCUGUGCUGCCAGAGCGACCUGUGCAACGAGAAGCUGCACAGUGGCGCCCCCGCCCGCGCCCUGCUCUCCGGCACUGCCGCGGGCCUGGCGCUGGCCCUGAGCCUCCUCACCCUCGGCCUGGCCCCCCGCCUGUGACCGGCAGGGCGAGGCCUUCUCUCCUUUCCCCUGGGUGUCCGUGGCCCUCCUCAGCCACGACGGGCUCAGAGGCCCGGGCUGGCAGCUUCCUGGGAAGGUCUGGGGCCAAGACGAGAGGACACAGCUCCUGAGCCGAGGGAGAGCAGAGGACAGAGGCAUUCUGACCCCUUCUGAUUCCAUAUCCAUUCUGCUUGGCUUCCGUUUAUUUUUCUACUCGAAACUCCAGAGAAAUAAAUGAUUGAAAACCAGUGUGUCAUUUUUUGUGCUAUUCCAGACGUGGGGGGAGGCA
This is a messenger RNA of Molossus molossus (Pallas's mastiff bat), 688 nucleotides long. RefSeq names its product lymphocyte antigen 6D-like. Gene Ontology annotation, cellular component: cell surface. The record is from RefSeq and is a predicted model, not a curated record. Bases 16 to 399 code for a protein of 127 amino acids. Lineage: Eukaryota; Metazoa; Chordata; Mammalia; Chiroptera; Molossidae. Gene Ontology annotation, biological process: lymphocyte differentiation. The transcript has 3 exons.